Molecule: messenger RNA, 1151 nt
Organism: Saccoglossus kowalevskii
Lineage: Eukaryota; Metazoa; Hemichordata; Enteropneusta; Harrimaniidae
Product: UDP-xylose and UDP-N-acetylglucosamine transporter-like
Biological process (GO): UDP-N-acetylglucosamine transmembrane transport
Cellular component (GO): Golgi membrane; endoplasmic reticulum membrane
Molecular function (GO): UDP-N-acetylglucosamine transmembrane transporter activity; UDP-xylose transmembrane transporter activity
Source: RefSeq, a predicted model, not a curated record
AAAGACUUUAUUCACCACGUGAAUUUAUAAAGUGUGCCGUUAUUUUUAUAGGUGAUAGUAUAAAUGAGAACCUCUGUGGAUCGAAAUAACUGACAAGAUCUUGCGAUAUUUAAAUCUCCAGUUUAUUGCUUGCCGUAGUGACAGCCGGCAAAAUGUUGCAACCUUAUGCUAUCUUCGCUGUAUGCCUUGUAUUUGUUGGUUGUGCUGUUAAUGUUGUGUUCUUGGAACUCAUUAUAAGAGAUUUUCCAGGAAGUGGUAAUAUCAUCACCUUUUUUCAGUUUCUCUUCAUUGCUAUAGAAGGUUUUAUUGACUAUUAUAAGUUUGGGAAAACAAAACCAGUAAUACCGAUCAAGCAUUAUGGUAUGAUGGUGACCCUUUUCUUUCUAGUCAGUGUUGUGAACAAUUAUGCACUGAACUUCAACAUACCUCUUCCUUUACAUAUGAUAUUCCGUGCAGGAAGUCUGAUUGCUAAUAUGGUGUUAGGAAUUAUUAUACUUAAACGAAAAUAUAAAUAUUCCAAAUACAUUGCUGUUAUAAUGAUUACUGUUGGUAUCAGUUCCUGCACGAUAGCAUCAGCUAAACAAGUGGGAAAAGCAGAUAUUGAUGUGGAAACAGAGGUGUCGAUGAAUGAUUUUUUUAUGUUGGUAAUCGGAAUAUUAAUGUUAUGUUUUGCAUUGUUCAUGUCUGCGAGAAUGGGUAUAUUUCAGGAAGUGCUUUAUAAAAGGUUCGGCAAACAACCUAAGGAGGCUUUAUUUUAUUCUCAUGCCCUUCCUCUGCCAGUAUUUCUAUUAUUAGCACCAGAUAUCUAUAACCAUAUAGUAUUAUUCUCACAGACAGGUAGGUUUACAAUCUCUCCUAUUUUUGGAAUUCCUGAGAUGUGGCUGUAUCUUCUAGGAAACUGUAUUACCCAAUAUGUAUGUAUAUCUGGUGUUUUUAUCCUCACUACUGAGUGUCCAUCCCUGGUUGUUACACUGGUCAUAACUCUACGCAAGUUCUUCAGUCUGAUGUUUUCAGUUCUCUAUUUCAAGAACCCGUUCACAGUUGCACAUUGGUUUGGUACAUUUCUCGUUUUUGCUGGCACAUUUAUGUUCAUUGAUAUGCUAGAUAUUUGUAAAAGAACGUUUUACAGUACUCAAGCCAAAAAGGCAUAA